AUGAAAAUCUGCUUGAUGGGAAAUUCAGCAGGUGAAUGGAGUGCGACAGACUGUGAUGAAAAGAAGUGCUUCGUCUGCGAAACACGUGAUGUAAUGAGCGACUGUGCUGAUUGGUACAAAGCUAACUAUAAAGAUGAUGGUGUAUAUAGCAUUGUUGUCAACGAUAAACCUUACAAGGCCUACUGCGACAUGCAUACUGCAGGAGGCGGAUGGGUCGUCUUUCAAAGAAGAGUCAAUGGCAGUGAUUCGUUUUGGGACCAUAACUGGACCGAGUACAGAAAUGGAUUUGGAAAAAUAGGACGGAACACUACCUUUUGGUUGGGCAACGAAGCACUUCACCAGCUCACUCACAAGGAUCCCGAUGUAGAGCAUUUUUUCGUAAGAAUCAAGUAUCAGAAUUUCUUUCUAGCUGAAUACAUAGCGUUCAUGCUUUUCUACUCUCUAACUUAUUCGUGCUUUUAUCGAACUGCAUCAAGCGAAAGUAAGAUAAGAAACGCAAUUCAAGAAAAGUUCGACAUGAUUGAAUCUGUUGGAGCUCAAUUCUCUACCGUCGACAGGAUCAAUGAUCCGAAACCUGAAUGCGUAACGGAGUAUAAAAUGGGAGGCUGGUGGUUACGUAAACGUAACUGCGCACUGGCAACAUUGAACGGAGCUUAUGAAUUACCCAAGCGCUCUUUUGAAGGAUACGGUNGUUUUGCAUUCCACCUUGUUCUUGUGACUUUUCCCUGGGACUUGAAAGGUGUUUUCGGCAUUACAGCACGCUAA
Haemonchus placei is the source of this 765-nucleotide messenger RNA. NCBI's taxonomy places the organism in Eukaryota, Metazoa, Nematoda, Chromadorea, Rhabditida, Trichostrongylidae. The record is from the annotation of a GenBank genome assembly.